UUUGAGAUUCGAGUCCUCCCGAUGGGUGUGCGGCAGGUCGACAUUUUGCCGCAAAAUGCGGCGAAUAGGGAAUUACGCUCCCGACCACGACGCCCUUUCCCGCCGCUCCCCGCGACCCCGCCUGCCUCGCCGGACGCCCAGCCGCCCAGGAGCCUUCUCCCUCCCGCCUCCCCAUCCAGCAGUCCCUCCCGGCGCUCGGCGCCGGCCGCGCCCACCACACGUUCCCGCCCCCUGCGGCCCUGCCCCGGCCGCCUGGCGCCCCUGGAAGCUGCAAGCCGGCGCCCGCCGCCCAGUCCGCACUCCAACACUCCCGUUGCUCAGCAGUUAGCUCGAUUUAAGGAGGACCACCCUGUUUUCAAAUCCUAGAUCUGCCACUGUUGGCGUCUGAUGGUGACCAUGAAGACGAAGGAGCUGGAGGACGGGGUGCCCGAGGAGCGCGUGCCGCACCUGCCAUGGAUGCGGCACCCGGUUGACAUCGACUCCUUCUUGGGCUGCCCUGUGAUGAGCCUCCCCCGCCUAGACCCCAGUAAGGUGCUUGCGUGCUUUGAUUGUGCUACCUACACGGGAUUUAGCAUUGCAGGUUUUCUUUUUACCUUCUAGAAACUUGUGUAUGCUAGUCUGUAUUUCAAUAGCAAUUCCAGCAAUUUAUCCAUUAAAUAUUCUCCAGUUCAUCAUAACAAAUGGGAGUUUCUUCUGUUUGUUUAUGCGAUUUCUGGUUAAAGAGGUUUUUGAUGCUAUUGCUCCUGUGGUGGGCUUGGCAGUAGCAUCAGCAGUUGGUCAAUCGUCCAUCGCGGAUGAAAUCUCAGAUCUGAUCAAGAAGUCCAAACAAGAGCUUUACCCAUCUCUUGAUGAUGAAUAUGUUGAAAUGGAACCACAGACUAAAGUUGAUAUAUUGGUGGCAACUCCUGGAAGAUUGAUGGAUCAUAUCAAAAUGACAAAAGGUUUUAGUCUGGAGCAUCUUCAAUACCUGGUUGUUGAUGAGACAGAUAGGAUGUUAAGAGAGGCAUAUCAGUCCUGGUUACCAACAGUUAUCCAGUUUACUCUCCCAACUAAUCAAGAUCAUUUCCAGGAUGACACUGCUGGACGAACUCUACUGCAUCCAUUGACUACCAUUAGAAGAUCGGGUGUCGAGCGAGGGUUUAAAGGUAAAUGCUAUCCAAGACUGGCAAAGAUAGUCUGUUCUGCUACACUGACGCAAGAUCCCAGCAAACUUUCUCAACUUGAGCUGCAUCAUCCUUUGCUGUUGAAUAGUGGGAAGAAGCGUUACAGAAUUCCUACAAAGCUGGAGUCCUACAAGCUGAUCUGUACAUCAAACAUAAAGCCGCUAUGUCUCAUUGUUCUUCUCCAAGAGCUGUGCGGGGAGAAGUGCUUGGUUUUUACUAAAUCUGUAGAUGAUAGUCACAGACUAAGCACUUUCCUGGGAUUUUUCGAAGAGUUGCCCUUUAAGUUUAGUAAAUUUUCAAGUUUGCAGCGUGAAUCUACUCGAAGGAAGACAUUGGCAGCCUUCAAGGAAGGGAAAAUAGAUGUUCUGAUUGGCUCAGAUAUAAUGGCUCGAGGAAUACAUAUUGAUGGUUUAAAAUAUGUUAUCAACUACGAGAUGCCACAGUAUGUGAAAACAUACAUCCACCGAGCAGGCCGGACUGCCAGGGCAGGCGAAUCUGGUUCUUGCUUCACGUUUUUAAGGAAAAAUGAGGCAAUGCUCUGUUUAACGAUAAUAAUAGUUAGCAUUUUGGUACAAUGCUUGCUUUGGUUGAUUGAUUAAUACACCAUGAUAAUGUACAUUGCAUGACUAAAUGUGUAAAGAAUAUGCAGAACAACUGAUCUCAUCCUUGUAUUGCUGCUGGCUAAUUAGAUUGCUGGGGAACAAGCAAAUUGAGUAUAUUGAUUAUAUUGAAUUUGGUGUAGACAACUGUUACUAUUGGGACUUUCUACUUACGAAUGCAUCAACAAUGAAUCACCUUGAUAUUUGUUUUGGAGUUAAAACAGAUGUUCUACUACCAGGUGUAUAAAUUAAUCUCAGUGUGAUACUUCUUCUCUUGUUAUUUGGGUUGCUGAAUCAAAUCCUGUGUAGGUUAAAAAAUUUGACAAUAUGCUGAAGAAGGCAGGUGGUUCUAGCUGCAUCCUACGCUCCCUGCCCGAGGAACCAAUAGAAAGCCUUCGCCCACUUUUUGAGGCUGCUCUGGAGAAACUGAACGGGUCUGUGGAACCAGAAGCAUCAAAGAAGUCUAAUAAGUCGGGAGAUAAAGCGCCGGGAUCUUUGAAAAGAAAGAGAAGCAAACAAACGUGAAUCAAUAGAUUAGUUGGUUUUCCCUAACAUCUUAAAUCUCCAUCUGGUACAUAUAUUUGGGAUGACACGACGGUGAUUUGAUAAUGGUGCGAGGAUAAAGCAUGUGGUUUAGUGUUUUCGGGGUUGAUCUAUUUAGAGUGAAUAUUUGUUCGUAAACCUGGAAGCUAUAGGUACACAUUUGUAAUUGCAUUUUUUGUAGCUUAGCGACCGCGAUUGCAUAUGCGGUGGUGGGUUGAGUUGCUGAGCGACGGAGGCCUUUGUCGCACCGGGAGGGGUAGCAAGCAGUCUUGGAUGGGCUUGCUACCAUCGCUAGGCGCUGUCCUAAACGAGGGUCAGUCAUACGUCUCCAACGUAUCUAUAACUUUUUAUUAUUCCAUGCUAUUAUAUUAUCUGUUUUGGAUGUUUAA
Molecule: messenger RNA, 2694 nt
Organism: Triticum aestivum (bread wheat)
Lineage: Eukaryota; Viridiplantae; Streptophyta; Magnoliopsida; Poales; Poaceae
Product: DEAD-box ATP-dependent RNA helicase 1
Exons: 8
Coding region: 611-1762 (383 amino acids)
Molecular function (GO): nucleic acid binding; ATP binding
Source: RefSeq, a predicted model, not a curated record